UUGAGCUGAAAACAGUCAACGUCUCUCACAGAGAUUCUUUUCCAGCACCUUUAUUUAGCUUGAAUGUGAAGUUUUAACAUGCGUGUUGGAAACAGAAACCUGACAUGGACGCUGAUGUUUCUGUCUGGUGUUAUUUGCAGUCAGUGGAAAGUGGAAUAUCCACAGCUAAAUAUCUGUGCAAUGAAAGGCUCGUCUGUUGUUAUUCCUUGUUCUUUUCACCAUCCUGACAACCUGAGGCCAGAGAAAGUCAUCUGGGGUCAUGUUAAGUAUCAUCGAAAGAAGGCCCAUCUUAUUUUUGUUGGCUUUGUUAAAUCAAGAUUUAAGUACAUUGGUGACUCAUAUAAGAACUGUUCUUUAAAAAUACACCAAGUGGAUUGUAUGGAUACAGGAAAAUACGGCAUCAAAUUUAUUUAUAAUAACACAAAGCGCUUUCCGGCUGCUACAUCCAGCCCAACAUUAAAAAUCAAAGAUCUGAAAGUUGAACUUAAAGGGAACAAAACCAUUAAAGAAGGAGGAUCUGUGAAUCUGACCUGCAUUAACAGCUGCGAUGGAGAGGUUUCAUCUGCUUUUGUUUGGUUUAAGAACGGAGAGCCCGUAAAUGACGGAGCUGUGCUUUAUUUAAGCAACGUGUCACAUACAAGCUCCGGAAACUACACCUGUUCUUUAAAAACACACACGAGAGCAAUGUCAAGAAUCGUACAUAUUAAUGUUGAAUAUUCUCCUAAAAACACGUCGGCUUCCAUCAGUCCUUCAGCAGACACAGAUGCACAUAUCACCCUGGUCUGUCAUAGCCAUGCAAACCCCCCAGUGGAGGCUUAUACCUGGUUUAAAUCAGCUGAAGGUGGUUCUGUGGUUGUUGGACAUGAACCUGUGUUUUCGCCUGGCGAUAGUGGGCGAUACUUCUGCAGUGUCACCAACAAACAUGGAAACCAAAACUCCUCUAUUGUUACAGUAAAUAUAAAAGCAUUUUGGACAACAUUAUCCAAAGUUGUACUAAUCAUUGCCACUGUUGCUGUGCUUCUCCCUGUGGCCGCUGUUUUCAUAUUCAGAAGACUCAACAGUAACAGAGCAGGCAUCGUACAGAAUACCAUAAACUGUCCCGAAUUUACCAGCAAUCAACAACAAGACAGAUGUGCAUGUGAAGAAGAAACAGCAGAAAUAGUGUACACGGAGGUUUACUUCCACACCGACAGGAACAUGCAGCAGCACACGGCUUCUCAUGAUGAUGAAGAUAACCGGACUGUGAUUUACAGCACAGUGUCCAGGGAAAGCCCCGCAACAACUUAAUAAUUCUGGACCAAAUCUUGAAUGCAUCAUAUAUUGACAUGAAUGAACGGAGCGAUUAGUUUUGAGUGCAAAUCUGUUGUGAACUCAAAGAAAGGUUCUCAUAGGUGACUUUAACAUGUUCUGACCCAUGUAUGUAAGCUCUUACACUCUUGCAAAUUGUUAGUUAUUUACAAUCAACAUGGCCAACAACAAAGACAUCAAGACCUAAGACAGAAAAACAAAUAAUAAAUACACAGCUCGGCCAAAAAAAGUCACCAUCUGGAAUUUAACUCAAAUAGUUCAGAUCCUCCCGUUGGAUAAUUACUGCAGUCAUUAAUAUGUUUUAGCUCUACAAGUUUUUCUUUUUUUUAACCCUAACUGAUGCAGUCUUUCUUAAACACUUAUAAGAUUGGACAGUCCCUAGGAUUCCUCAGCCUAAAAUUGUGAAAGAGUGGUUCAGGUACCAUCAGACAUUUGGAUCACACAUGGAUUGGCCACUGCAGAGUGAAGAUAUGAACCCCACUGAAAAUCUUUGGGAUGUGAUGGAGACGAGUUCAUACAGCAGUCCGACUCUACCAUCAUCAAUACACAGCCAUGGAGAAAAAUGAAGUCUGGACAGAAGUACAUGUUAUUUACUGGGACAUUGCAUAAGCAUUUUGUUGCAUAAAUGAUGCCAUAGCAAAUAUGUCUGGUUGUCAAAGCUGCUUCUUCUUCUUCUUCUUCUUUCCCCUCCAUGACACCACAUUCCAGAGUUAUUGAUAGCCUCAUACCAUAAUUGCCUAAGUCUUGGCCACAUUGUGAUAUGUUUAUAUCUUUACUGUAGCUGCCGUCCAAGGCAUCACUCAUAUAUUCAGUUCAUAAUUUUCAAGAGCAUUUAAAAACAUAACACAUUCACAGUAAUAAUUCCUUUAAAUAGUCAAUAAAUAAAUAAUGCACAAAAUGCAGUAAAUUCAUAGAAAAUACAUUUUAUUUGUUUGAUUUAAAAACAUAGAGGUAAGAGGGGAACCAAAAUGUUUGUUCCGCAUGUUCACGUUGCCCCCAGGGGAUAAGAUUAUUAGUACACUCCAUGAGCCACAUGAGGCCAUCAUGCACGACAUGUUCUACCUGUAAGGUCUGCAAAAGGACAAUUCAUAAGAACCGAGCUAAGAAAUUUAAAACAUAUCUUUUAAGAAGAUGCUGUGAAACCCUCUGUUUUAUUCCUUUGGAGUUUAUGCGGCCAAUGAGGUAAAGUUUGUCAGUUUUCUUUGUUAAUAGGUCAUGUGAAUGCUACGUGAAGCCAAUUAAGCCUGUUAUUUUAUAUGUGUGCUUUAUUUUGUUUAAUGGGCAUUCAUUUCGUCAUCUUGUGUCAAAUCUUUAUAUUUUUGUAAGUUAAUUUAAGUCUUAACAUUUUCUUUUCUUUAGUUCUGACAGCAUUGUUUGGGCAUAAUCACUGUUGGGCA
Molecule: messenger RNA, 2705 nt
Organism: Sphaeramia orbicularis (orbiculate cardinalfish)
Lineage: Eukaryota; Metazoa; Chordata; Actinopteri; Kurtiformes; Apogonidae
Product: B-cell receptor CD22-like
Exons: 9
Coding region: 79-1287 (402 amino acids)
Source: RefSeq, a predicted model, not a curated record